AUGCCCCUCUCCAAGCUGCAGGGCGUUAAGCUCCCCGCUUCGGCGGAUUUCCAUGUCCACCUGCGCGAUGGGGAUAUGAUGAAGCUGGUGACGCCUACUAUUCGUCAGGGAGGUGUGAAUACUGUUUUUGUUAUGCCGAAUCUAGUCCCCCCCGUCACAACCGUCGACCGCGCCCUCGAGUACAAGAAGAGUCUGGAAGCGAUUGAGCCCAACGUCAACUACCUGAUGAGCCUGUAUCUGCACGAGACGGUGACGCCCGAGACGAUCAUCGAGGCCAAGCAGCGUGGCAUCACGGGCGUCAAGAGCUACCCGGCGGGCGUGACGACCAACUCCUCCUCCGGCGUGGUCGACUACACCCAGUUCUACCCGGUGUUCGAGGAGAUGGAGCGCCAGGAUAUGGUGCUCAACCUGCACGGCGAGGUGCCCUCCAAGGGGGACGUGACGGUCCUCACCGCCGAAGAGCGGUUCCUCCCAACCCUGCUGCAGCUGCAUGAGCGCUUCCCCAAGCUGCGCAUCAUCCUGGAGCACUGCACCACCGCCGCGGCGGUGGAGGCCGUGAAGAAGUGUGGGCCGACGGUGGCGGGAACAAAAUGUCGGGCUGACUGUUGGCCGACCAAAAAAAUAGUUACGGCCCACCACUUGUCUAUCAUCAUCGACUCCUGGGCUGGAGAUCCGUUCUGCUUCUGCAAGCCCGUCGCCAAGACCCCCGCGGACCGGGACGCGCUGCUAAGAGCGGCUGCAUCCGGCAACUCCAAGUUCUUCUUCGGCUCCGAUAGCGCCCCUCACCCCGCCGUGUCCAAGAGAGGCGGCGACAAGAUCGCGGCCGGUGUCUUCACCCAGCCCUUCACCACCCAGCUUGUGAUCGAUGCGUUCGAGCAGGCCUGCCAGAACGGCGUCCUCAAGGAGGAGGACAUCACGCCCGAGAUCCUCGAGGGCUUCAUGAGCAAGUAUGGCCGCCAGUUCUAUGGUAUCGGCGAGGAGCAGAAGGAGUUCAUUGUCAUCGAGAAGAAGGAUGAGAAGAUUCCGAACAUCCUGCAGUCGGACAGGGUGGAUGUUGUGCCUUUCCGGAGGGAUCAGCAGACGUGGAGCGUCACCUGGUCGUCAUAG
Molecule: messenger RNA, 1107 nt
Organism: Aspergillus brunneoviolaceus CBS 621.78
Lineage: Eukaryota; Fungi; Ascomycota; Eurotiomycetes; Eurotiales; Aspergillaceae
Product: dihydroorotase
Exons: 4
Coding region: 1-1107 (368 amino acids)
Biological process (GO): 'de novo' pyrimidine nucleobase biosynthetic process; pyrimidine nucleotide biosynthetic process
Cellular component (GO): cytoplasm
Molecular function (GO): dihydroorotase activity
Source: RefSeq, a predicted model, not a curated record